GUGCUAAAUAUUUCCUAAGCAGGGGAUCAGAGAAGAGGAGCAGAGAAGCUUGUGCUAGUUUUAACUGGUUUCUUUACUUGCUUGCUUGAGGGCUGAACAGUACACUUGCUUGUACGUUGGGCAGCACACCAUCAUCAGUCUAUACACAUGCACUGGCUUUCUAUUUAUAGGCUUGAUAAACCGACAUGUAGGAAGCUUCAGGACCUAGCUAGAGACUUGUAGUACUACUACAUUGUCAAACUUCACUGGUACUAGUACUACUGUAAAAUCACAUCAUGCAUGUCUACACACUACACUGUUCUAGAAAAUUUACAGAGCAAGGACUUCAACCUUGACUUUAGUUUCACGAGUAGUAGAGAGGGUUAGAGAGUAGGCUGGUAUGUUCUAGAAAUAAAUUAACUCCAACACAUCGAGCACCACACCGGAGCGCUGUUGCCGUUGUCCAUCGUCGCCGCCGCCCUCUCAUUCUAUCCAGACGUCGACGGACGAUGCGUCUUCGCCGGAAUCAUCAACGUCGGUCCCGUCCCACAAGGCCGGCCAAUGAUUGCGUUCUGGCGCAUCUUCGAUCCGGUGGUCCCUGGCUUGUUCAGCGGCCCACUGAACCCGCGCAGGGAAUGGGAUGCGGUGGACGUCGUGCACCACCAUGGAGCCUUCCAUUUCCUCACCCAAGGGGAGCACAUCAUUGUGGCCAAACCGGAGUUCCACUAUUGGUGUCCGGUCCCGGCUAUGCCUCAAGUCGACUGGGAGUUUCGCUGCUUCCCAUCGAACAGGCGCGGCUACAACCAGCAGCACGUCAAGGCGCGCUACCUAGUGAAGUCCCGCGAAGACCUGCUCAUGGUCGUGAGGUGCUCCCCUCAUCCUGGACAGCCGACGUCGGCGUUCAAGGUGUUCCGGAUGGUGCCAAGCCAGCGGGCUCGGUGUCGGCAGUACAUUUGGCAGAGGGUGCCCUCACUGGGUGGCCGGAUGCUGUUCGUCGGGCGUGGCUGCUCUAGAUCCUACGAGGCGGAUCACUACCCCGCCGGCAUCGCGGGCGGCAUCUACUUCUUCGAUGAUGGGUUCAUCCAGGACCCGGUGAUGCUGCAGCAACCGCAGUACAGCUGCAGCGACUGCGGGAAAUGGACGGAAUCACCUGGCCCCAUGGUGGAGCGCUGCUUCCCGGCACAAGGCGCAUCGAACUACUCCCCCCAAGGUUGGCGUCUCCCUUGAGAGUUGAGACGGAGAAGACGGCAAGGUUCGGAAACAUUGCUCUAUCAAAAGAGGAAGUUAUUUUGUGAUCUUAGCUAACAUGUGCUUCCUCUGCAUUGUGUUCGUUUCCCCCUCUUGCUGUGUGUGGUAUUGUAGUGCUGAGAUAAUAUCAAUCCAAGUUACACCAUUUGAUACCUUUCUGUUUCCCUUUGGAUGAUUCGAGACUUGAAGUAGUUUA
Oryza sativa Japonica Group (Japanese rice) is the source of this 1423-nucleotide messenger RNA. RefSeq lists its product as uncharacterized. The record is from RefSeq and is a predicted model, not a curated record. NCBI's taxonomy places the organism in Eukaryota, Viridiplantae, Streptophyta, Magnoliopsida, Poales, Poaceae.